Messenger RNA from Ostreococcus tauri, 3414 nucleotides. RefSeq names its product Aminoacyl-tRNA synthetase, class Ia. The transcript has 8 exons. Gene Ontology annotation, molecular function: tRNA binding; aminoacyl-tRNA deacylase activity; isoleucine-tRNA ligase activity. Lineage: Eukaryota; Viridiplantae; Chlorophyta; Mamiellophyceae; Mamiellales; Bathycoccaceae. The record is from RefSeq and is a predicted model, not a curated record. Gene Ontology annotation, biological process: isoleucyl-tRNA aminoacylation. The coding region runs from base 1 to 3414 and encodes 1137 amino acids.
AUGCCCCUCGACGCAGUGGCCGAAGGGCAACAUUAUUCUUUUCCAACGGAGGAGCUCAAGGUUCUGAAACUGUGGGAAGAAAUCGACGCAUUCGGUCAACAGUUGAAACGCACUGAAGGCAGGCCUGAGUUUGUUUUCUACGAUGGACCACCCUUUGCCACUGGACUCCCACACUACGGCCACCUGUUGGCAGGUACUAUUAAGGACAUUGUCACUAGAUUUGCUUCCACGACGGGGAAACAUGUGGUGAGACGUUUCGGCUGGGAUUGCCACGGUUUACCCGUUGAACAUGAAAUUGACAAGAAGCUCAAGAUUAAAGGCAAAGCCGACGUCCUCGAACUGGGAAUAGCAAACUACAAUGAAGAGUGUAGACGCAUCGUCCUCAGAUACUCAGCGGAAUGGAAGAAAACUGUCACAAGGAUUGGCCGAUGGAUAGACUUCGAGAAUGAUUACAAGACCAUGGAUCCCGAGUUCAUGGAGAGUAUUUGGUGGGUCUUUAAGACCUUACAUGAAAAGAAUUUGGUGUACAAAGGCUUCAAAGUCAUGCCAUAUUCAACCGCAUGCAACACACCGCUGUCGAAUUUCGAGGCCGGUUUAGAUUACAGAGAUGUGUCCGAUCCCGCAGUGACGGUAUCUUUUCCAAUUAUCGACUGCGAUCUGAAAGCGUCACUUGUGGCUUGGACCACAACUCCAUGGACCCUUCCCUCGAAUAUGGCGCUUUGUGUCAAUCCAGAACUGAAGUACGUGUACGUGCAAGAUCCAAAAGGUAGCAUCCUCGUUGUGGCAGAAACACGCCUCGAAAGCUUGCCAGGCGCAAUGAAGAAAGGUAAGGGAAAAGUGAAAACACUCAGCGAUGACUGGACGAUCAUAAAGACGGUUGAGGGUCGAGCUCUAGCUGGUCUAAGAUAUGAACCUAUAUUCGAUUGGUUCAAGGUUUCUUAUAGUGCCCAUGCAUUCAAGGUGUGUGCUGAUAGCUACGUGACAAGCGAUUCAGGCACAGGAGUCGUUCACCAGGCCCCCGCAUACGGAGAGGACGAUUAUCGGGUGUGCAUCAAUAACAGCAUUAUUCGUAAAGGUGACGCUAUUCCGGAUCCGGUGGACGCCAACGGUUGUUUUAUGGAGCCAGCCACCCCAUCAUACGUUGGAAGAUACAUCAAAGAAGUGGACAAGCUCUUGAUACAGGAGGUAAAAGACUGUGGACGACUGGUUGAUAACUCAAGGAUUGUGCACUCCUAUCCUUUCUGCUGGCGAUCACAGACUCCUCUGAUAUACAGGGCCAUUGCCUCUUUUUUCGUCAAAGUGGAAGACGUAAAAGAACGUCUUGUUGCGAAUAAUCUGGAAACUCGAUGGGUUCCAUCGUAUGUACAAGAAAAACGCUUCCACAAUUGGCUAGAGAGCGCACAUGACUGGGCUAUAUCGCGAAAUAGAUACUGGGGAACGCCUAUACCCGUCUGGUCUUCCCCUGCUGGUGACGAAACCCUUGUGGUAGGUUCAAUUGCAGAGCUUGAGCGCCUUACUGGAACCACUGUCACAGAUUUGCAUCGCCAUUUUAUUGACGAUUUGGAAAUACCAUCACAACGCGGCCCAGAACAUCCGGCCCUACGAAGAGUCGAAGAUGUGUUCGACUGUUGGUUCGAGAGUGGCAGUAUGCCCUACGCUCAGCAACAUUAUCCGUUCGAACACAAGGACGAGUUUGAUGAAGCGUUUCCAGCAGAUUUUGUUGCAGAAGGCCUCGAUCAGACCCGCGGAUGGUUCUACACACUCAUGGUGCUAUCAACAGCUUUGUUUGACAAACCAGCUUUCAAGAAUCUCAUCUGUAACGGUUUAGUUCUUGCUGCAGAUGGUAAAAAGAUGUCGAAGUCACUUAAGAAUUAUCCUGACCCGAACACUAUCUUGGACAAGUAUGGAGCAGACGCUCUGCGCCUAUACCUCAUAGAUAGUCCUGUCGUUCGAGCAGAGCCCCUUCGUUUCAAGGAAGACGGCGUGUUUGGCGUCUUAAAAGAUGUGUUUUUGCCAUGGUACAAUGCGUAUCGCUUUUUAGUACAGAAUGUGCUCGCGUUCGAGGAGACAUCAGGCACUUUCAUGCCAUCACAAGGCACCAAGUCAACGAAUGUUCUUGAUAUUUGGAUCACUUCGUCAACUAACUCUCUUGUCAAGUUCGUCACUGAAGAAAUGCAAGACUAUAAAUUAUAUACGGUAGUUCCGAAAUUGAUUUCAUUCAUAGAUCAAUUGACGAAUAUAUACGUGCGGUACAAUCGUGGAAGACUCAAAGGAAGGGCUGGUAUCGACGAAUCAUAUCUUGCUCUCAAUGUCCUAUUCCACGUCCUGUUAACGCUGUGCAAGACCAUGGCCCCUUUCACACCUUUCUUUGUGGAAAAUAUUUAUCAAAACUUACGACGAUGCUUGCCGGAAUCGGAAGAAAGCAUUCACUUCUGUGAGUUUCCACAAUACGAUGAAAAUUCGUCUCCACAAAUAGAGUCGUCUGUUGCAAAAAUGCAAGCGGUGAUAGAGACAGCACGUGCGAUGCGAGAACGAGUUGGCAAGCCGUUAAAGAUGCCCGUUUCGAAGAUGACUCUGAUAGACUCCGAUGCAGAAUUUCUUCAGGAUGUGCAGCAAGAACUACUCCUGUACAUAAAAGAUGAGUUAAAUGUUCGAUGUGUGCACGUCAGUCCAAACGUGACAGACUUCGCUGUGAUGAGAGCUGAGCCUAAUUUCUCAACAUUAGGCAAACGACUGGGUAGAUCUAUGAAGGAAGUCGCGGAAAAGGUAAAAGAAUGGACCCAGGAAGAGAUUGUUUCUUUUCAAAACACGCACACGGCGUUUGUUGCCGGCAGUGAACUGCUUGCUUCAGAUAUCACCAUCAAGUAUGAUUUCAAAUGUGACGAUGAUUCCAGUCUGGCGUACGCGACAGUAGGCGAUCGAGGGAUGAUCAUACUUGACCUACGCGUGGAUGAGUCGCUUCUGUAUUCUGGCGCCGCACGACUUCUCGUCAACCGUGUCCAAAAGCUCCGAAAAGGUGCUGGCCUUUGUACCAGCAAUCGCGUGGACGUGCUCUUCACUAUUUCGGAUAAUGAAGGUCGAGAGUUUGUCAGCAAAAUGAUAAACGCUGAGGCUGACUAUAUUAGAGAGUCUUUGGGUUGCUUACCUUCAACUCGAGAUGAUGAAGGUCGUGUCGUGUAUGCUUCAGAUGAGUUUGACAUAUCGCCUGGUCUCAUCAUGACACUAUAUGUUGUGCGACCGUGCAUCAGUACAGAAUCAAUCACAGUUGCUGAAAGCGCCAAUUUGGAUCAAGUGCUUAGUCUUUUAGCGGCGCGUGAGUAUGAAGACGUGAUGAACGAACUAUCGUCCGACGAACAUAAAGAUGUGUUAUUGAACGGCGAAUGUGUGCGCAUAGCUAGUUGUCUUUCCUUGUGA